Molecule: messenger RNA, 1286 nt
Organism: Paralichthys olivaceus (Japanese flounder)
Lineage: Eukaryota; Metazoa; Chordata; Actinopteri; Pleuronectiformes; Paralichthyidae
Source: RefSeq, a predicted model, not a curated record
CAGAGAUCUACCGUCAUGGCGGCGUCGUUAAGAAAGUAUGAGCUGAUUUUACGGUGGUUUUAAAAGCUCCAGCGAUAAACAACACAGAUGAGAACAUGCACAGUGACAAGAAACUGACCAAGGAAGACACAUGGAGACCAGAAGACCUGAGGAGAUACGUCAGGGAGGGUGGACAAGGUGAUGACCGUGCCAGGAGGCGAGAUGGCAGCGAGAGGAAGCACCGGGGUGGGGAAUCCACAGAGAGACGCCACAGAGACCCAGAGAAGGAGUCCAGACAAGAGAGAGACAAACACAGGGAGAGGGAGAGUACGAGAGAGAGAAGAGAUGAAGAUAGAAAAGACAGAUACGUUGAGCAAAGGAAAGAGGGCUCACGAGACAGGAGAGGUGAUAAGGAAAAAGACAGAAGAGAUGAGAGGGACAAAGAGAAGGAGAAGAGGAAGGAAAGGGAUGGACUGGUGGAUGGGAAAAGGUACAGUGAUGAUUAUGGAGGGAAUAAGGACAGGAAGAGGGAUAGAGAGGACAGGCAUGAUCGGAAGAGAGACGAGGAAAGGCAUAGGGACAAGGAGAAAGACAGGGUGAGGGAUAGAGAGAGACGCAACAGGGAGGAUGGGGACAAAGGGAGGGAAGAGAGGGACAAGGAAAGGAGGAAGGAGGAACGAGACAGAGUGCACAGGACUGAAAGGGAGAGGAGGAGACACGAGGACAGUGGAGACGCAGGACGAGAUCGGAUAGAAAUGUACGACAGGGAACAGAGAGAGCGGCAUCGAGAGAGAGAGCGACUCAAAGAUAAUCGUGAGGACAAAAGGACUGACAAAGAAAGGCGAGAAAGACAUGAAGACAGGAAGCAUUCAGAGCAGAAAGAGGAACGAGGCAAAGAAUACAGAGAAGAACACAGACGGCAUAAAGAGGAGAGAGAAAGAAGACACAAAGAAGGAGGAUGUGAUGAUCAAAAGCCGAAGCACGACAGUGACUCUAGGGUCCACCGAGACGUGAAGAGGUCAGGUGAGGAGGAGAAGCAUCGUCUUGGCAACAGAGAGCGAGGAGACAAGGACAAACAGAGAGAGAGGAGACACCGAGAAGAUGAAGAUCCAGAAAGAAAGCCCAGAGACAGACAGCACAGAGAAGAAGAAGAGGACCCAGAGAGAAAUCACAGAGACAAGAAAUCAGUAUCUGACCAGAGUAAUAAGCCUGAGACUACGACAGUGAAAUCAGAGGAGGUUGAGACUGAGCACUGGACAAUCAGUGUGAAAGAUGCAGGAGACACAGAAGAGCCUCAUCUUGGUUAG